This is a messenger RNA of Eublepharis macularius, 1192 nucleotides long. It is a transcript of the gene AP3S1, whose product is annotated as adaptor related protein complex 3 subunit sigma 1. The coding region runs from base 203 to 784 and encodes 193 amino acids. The transcript has 6 exons. Gene Ontology annotation, cellular component: AP-3 adaptor complex; intracellular membrane-bounded organelle; membrane coat. Gene Ontology annotation, biological process: Golgi to vacuole transport; intracellular protein transport. The record is from RefSeq and is a predicted model, not a curated record. Lineage: Eukaryota; Metazoa; Chordata; Lepidosauria; Squamata; Eublepharidae.
AUGGAGGUAGCGAGGGAAGAAUUGUCCCUCGCGAGCCGCCGUAUGGCUAGUUCACGCCCGUCAGAUGACAGAAGCGUCCCUUUCCCCCUGAAGCGGCUCGUGUGUGUUGGCCGCGUCUCCGGCGCUGGCUGAGAAGGGCGAGGGGGCCCUUCCGCGCCGCCAGCCUCAGAGGGGGCAGCGCACCCCCGUCCGCCCCGCAGCCAUGAUUAAGGCGAUCCUCAUUUUCAACAAUCACGGGAAGCCGCGCCUCUCCAAGUUCUAUCAGCGCUACAGUGAAGAUACACAGCAACAGAUAAUCAGAGAAACAUUUCAUUUAGUGUCAAAACGUGAUGAAAAUGUCUGUAAUUUCCUGGAAGGAGGCUUAUUAAUAGGUGGAUCUGACAACAAACUGAUUUACCGACAUUAUGCCACGUUGUACUUCGUCUUCUGUGUUGAUUCUUCAGAAAGUGAGCUUGGCAUUUUAGAUUUAAUACAAGUAUUCGUAGAGACACUAGACAAGUGUUUUGAGAAUGUCUGUGAACUGGAUUUAAUUUUCCACGUAGAUAAGGUCCAUAAUAUCCUGGCUGAAAUGGUGAUGGGUGGGAUGGUUUUAGAGACCAACAUGAAUGAAAUUGUCACACAGAUUGAUGCUCAAAAUAAAUUGGAAAAAUCGGAGGCCGGUUUAGCAGGAGCCCCAGCCCGGGCUGUGUCAGCUGUAAAGAAUAUGAAUCUUCCAGAGAUCCCAAGAAAUAUUAAUAUUGGUGACAUCAGUAUAAAAGUGCCAAACCUUCCCUCUUUUAAAUAAAUUGUGCACUCCAGGUAAAAAUGAUGGGUAAUUAGAAGUUAAUUAUACAAAUGUUUACCAGUCCAUUUUUUGUGUGUGUUUUGAGUGAACAGCUUGUGUUACUCCACAGAAAUCCUUUAUAAAACUAUGUGAAGUUGAUUGUGUUCUGCUUAGUUAAUUUAAAGGUAGUGGAGCCUUUAUGAUUUCAAAGUGACAUUUCUGUACUCUUCUAAAGCAAGCAUGCAUUUGAUUAGAAAUAGUUAUUUACAUCGAAAAUGUAUUUUCUGUAGCAUCUAAGCUUUGUAAUUAGUGUAGCAGGACUAAUCACAUUCCUUCUGGUUAUGACUAUUUAAAAACCUCAAUAUACCUGUUGCAUGAAAUCAUUGUACUGUAAUUUCUCUCCUUUAAAUAAAGUUGUAAUGAAUUGGA